GUGUCUCCCGCUUGACAUGCAUGUGCUUACUUAGCUACAUGCAUGAUGUAAUUGCGUGAUGUGGGGUAUUAUUCACAGAUUCGAAGCUCCCAUUUUUGCGAGCUUCUCCCUAGUUUCAUUCGAUAGGUAGACUUGAAAGUUGAUCGGUAUUUUAUAUAUUCAAGUAUCUUUUAGAACUAACCUAACCUCCAUAGUCUACUCAUUACCUCUCACAACCAUGUCGUCCCUCCACCACGUCCUCCUCCUCGGCGGCAGCGGCAAGAUCGCGCAGCUGCUAACGCCACUCCUCCUCCAGCGAUCGUGGAAUGUGACCAGCAUCAUCCGCGACCCCGCCCAAGUCGGCAACUUGCAGAAGCUCGGAGAGGGGCACGCCGGAAAGUUGAGCGUCCUAGUCCGCAGCCUGGAGGAGGUGACCAGCGACGCGCACGCCAAAAGUCUCAUCGAUGAGGUCAAGCCGGACUACGUGGUUUUCAGUGCGGGUGCCGGCGGAAAAGGCCCCCCAGAGAGGCUUCGUGAUGGGACUGAGAAGAUCGACCGCGAUGCCGCAUGCCACUUCAUCCGCGCAUCCGUGGCUACCCCAUCCAUCACCAAGUUCGUCCUGAUCUCGUUUGUCACCUCGCGCCUGCGGAAGCCGGAGUGGUGGACAGAGGAGAUCUGGCAGACGGAGCAGAACACGACGCUGAAGGCGCUGAAGCGGUACUAUGAGGCCAAGGUCGCGGCGGAUCAGGUGCUGCACGAGGAGGGGAAGAAGAGAAAGGACUUCGCGGCUAUCUGUCUGCGCCCCGCCACCUUGACGCCGGAGCCGGCGGGUAAGGUAUUGCUCGGGAAGACGCCGGUGGCGAAGGGGACUUCGAGUCGGGCUUCGGUUGCCGAACUCACGGCAUUGCUGCUUGAUGCGCCCAAUGUGAAGAGUUGCUGGCUUGAUAUGCAUGAUGGCGAUGAGGACCCGGCGGCUGCGGUGAAGAGGUGUAUUGAUGAGGGCAUUGAUGUUGCUGAAGGGGAGCCUUAUUAUUGAAUAGCAAGCAGCUCCUAUAUAGCUUUAUCGGUGUUUUGUAGCUAGUAGUUUAGUACCUAGGUAGUAAAGAUGGACGCCAAUCGGAGUUUGGAAGUAAUUUGCCUGAAG
Hypoxylon fragiforme is the source of this 1123-nucleotide messenger RNA. Its product is annotated as NAD(P)-binding protein. NCBI's taxonomy places the organism in Eukaryota, Fungi, Ascomycota, Sordariomycetes, Xylariales, Hypoxylaceae. The transcript is spliced from 3 exons. Bases 218 to 1015 code for a protein of 265 amino acids. The record is from RefSeq and is a predicted model, not a curated record.